Molecule: messenger RNA, 4608 nt
Organism: Mesocricetus auratus (golden hamster)
Lineage: Eukaryota; Metazoa; Chordata; Mammalia; Rodentia; Cricetidae
Gene: Kcnd1
Product: potassium voltage-gated channel subfamily D member 1
Exons: 7
Coding region: 1461-3413 (650 amino acids)
Biological process (GO): potassium ion transmembrane transport; protein homooligomerization
Cellular component (GO): membrane; voltage-gated potassium channel complex
Molecular function (GO): A-type (transient outward) potassium channel activity; protein binding
Source: RefSeq, a predicted model, not a curated record
AGGUCCCUGCCACCCCCAUUUUCCAGAUGACGCGACUGAGGCCCAACCAGCUUUGUAGGGAGGCGGAGUCUCCCCAGGGUCUCUCCCAAGCUGUCCUAGGGGAGGGGGCUCUGGGAGCCACGUGGCCCCUCCCUGCCUCUCGCUUCAUCUCCCGACAAGCUCCAGAGGGGCGGGGAGAGAGCGCUGGAGGAGGAGGAACUCCGGCAGCUCUGCAGAGGGGCCAGGAGCUCCGGUGUUUGGUACCCCCCAGCCCCAACGCUGUUGCUGCUGCUGCAUUGGGGACACAGGCCUGGCUGUGGCUGCUCUCUUCCUCCUCUUCUGCUGCUGCUGCUGCUGCUGCUGCUGCUGCUCCCACUGCCGCUACUGCUGUUGCUGGGUAUUUACCGCCAGCCCCUCGGGGUGUGGUUUCCCCAGACCUGCCUCUAACGGUGGGACCCAGCCUUCUCGUGGUCUCCCCUACCAGCUUCCAGCAAGGUUCAGCAGCCCCCUCUCCUGGAAGACACACCCAACUUUCUUCCAAUACCCCGCCCCCUAUCCAACCUAUUUUGAGGGAAUCCCCUCCUUCUUAGCAUAAUCUUUUGAGAGUUCCUUGUGUGCUCCGGUGGCUGUACCCAGCUUCAGUCUAGUUGAGUAUCAGUCCUUUGGGAUUUUCCAGACACCCCCCCAUUUCCUUACCCAGAGCUCUUCAGAUACGAACCAGGCUUCCUAAACCCCUCCAGGUAACCUCUCUGCUGGAUAUCUCCCAGCCUUUUAAAAAAUAAGCCGGUCCCAUAUACCACUUUCGCUACCCCCUUUCUCAAUUGUCAUCAGAGGGUCCUCACCCUCCUACCUUCCCCAGAACUGUAGAUUGUAGACAACAUCCUCAGGCUAUUCUUGGCAGGGCUAGUCACUCCUGAGACACUUUUUUAGCAUCUUUACAACCUCCUGGCUCUAUAGCCACCCUUGAGAUGUUUCAGUCCCCUUUCCUGAUCUGCAAUGGGGCUCCAACCCAUGUAUGCUUCCCCAUAAAUCUUCUGGGUGUGGACCACCCUUCAGCCUCUUUCAAACACCUCUGGUUCCAUCUCCAACUCUCUGAAUACCCCGAUCUGUCUCCUUGUCAACUCAAGUGAGGGAUUACAGGCCCUCCUUUAUUGAACACCCUCAAACAUCUCUCAGGAAUGUGUUGACCCCUAUAUAAUCAUCUAUGUCUUUAUAGAUCUGAGGACCCUUCUUGGUUCUUAGUCCCCUAGACGCCCCCAUACCCCACAAGCUCCUCUUCCUCCCAGUUCCUCUUGCGCUCUCUCUCUCUCUCCACACACACACACACACACACACACACACACACACACACACACACACACACACACCGGUUUCCUUGUCUGGGUAGCCCAGGGUUUCUCCAAGCCUUCACCAUCCUGGAGAUAGUCACAUUUUCCUAAACAUCAUAUACCCAAGUCUCCGUGGGCCUUGGGAGCUGCAGGAUGGCGGCAGGUGUGGCCACAUGGCUACCAUUUGCAAGGGCUGCAGCAGUGGGUUGGCUACCCUUAGCCCAGCAGCCCUUGCCCCCUGCACCGGAGGUGAAGGCAUCUCGAGGGGAUGAGGUUCUGGUGGUGAAUGUGAGUGGUCGGCGCUUUGAGACCUGGAAAAACACGCUGGAUCGCUACCCAGACACAUUGCUGGGCAGCUCGGAGAAGGAAUUCUUCUAUGAUGCCGAAUCAGGCGAGUACUUCUUUGAUCGUGACCCAGACAUGUUCCGGCACGUGCUGAACUUCUAUCGCACAGGCCGGCUGCACUGUCCCAGGCAGGAGUGCAUCCAGGCCUUUGACGAGGAGCUGGCUUUCUAUGGCUUGGUACCAGAACUUGUGGGCGACUGCUGUCUUGAAGAGUACAGGGACCGCAAGAAGGAGAACGCAGAGCGCCUGGCAGAAGACGAGGAGGCCGAGCAGGCCGGGGAAAGUCCAGCCCUUCCAGCCGGCAGCUCCCUGCGACAGCGACUCUGGAGGGCCUUCGAAAACCCACACACGAGCACUGCAGCCCUCGUUUUCUACUAUGUGACUGGCUUUUUCAUAGCUGUGUCAGUCAUCGCCAAUGUAGUGGAGACCAUCCCUUGCCGUAGCUCUGCACGGCGACCCACGAGAGAGCAGCCCUGUGGUGACCGCUUCCCAAUGGCCUUUUUCUGUAUGGACACAGCCUGUGUACUCAUAUUCACCGGGGAAUACCUUCUGCGGCUCUUUGCAGCCCCCAGCCGUUGUCGCUUCCUGCGCAGCGUGAUGAGCCUCAUUGAUGUGGUGGCCAUCCUGCCCUACUACAUUGGGCUUUUUGUGCCCAAGAAUGAUGAUGUCUCUGGUGCCUUUGUCACCCUACGUGUGUUCCGGGUCUUCAGGAUCUUCAAGUUCUCCAGACACUCCCAGGGCUUGCGGAUUCUGGGCUACACCCUCAAGAGCUGUGCCUCUGAGCUGGGCUUUCUCCUCUUUUCCCUCACCAUGGCCAUCAUCAUCUUUGCCACUGUCAUGUUCUAUGCUGAGAAGGGCACCAGCAAGACCAACUUUACAAGCAUCCCUGCUGCCUUCUGGUAUACCAUUGUCACCAUGACCACACUUGGGUAUGGAGACAUGGUGCCUAGCACCAUCGCUGGCAAAAUUUUCGGGUCCAUUUGCUCACUUAGCGGUGUCUUGGUUAUUGCCUUGCCUGUGCCGGUCAUUGUGUCCAACUUUAGCCGCAUCUACCACCAGAACCAGCGUGCUGACAAGCGCCGAGCACAGCAGAAGGUGCGCCUGGCAAGAAUCCGGUUGGCAAAGAGUGGCACCACCAACGCCUUCCUGCAGUAUAAGCAAAAUGGGGGCCUCGAGGACAGCAGCAGUGCGGAGGGACAGGCACUGUGUCUUAGGAGCCGUUCUGCUUUUGAGCAGCAGCACCACCAUUUGCUUCACUGUCUAGAGAAGACUACGUGCCAUGAGUUCACGGAUGAGCUAACCUUCAGUGAGGCCCUUGGAGCCGUGUCACUGGGUGGUCGCAGCAGCCGUAGUACCUCAGUGUCUUCCCAGCCAAUGGGGCCUGGCAGUCUCUUAUCGUCUUGCUGCCCUAGAAGGGCCAAGCGCCGAGCUAUCCGCCUUGCCAACUCCACUGCUUCUGUCAGCCGCGGCAGCAUGCAGGAGCUAGACACGCUAGCAGGGCUUCGGAGGAGCCCUGCCCCUCAGAGCCGCUCAAGCCUCAAUGCCAAGCCUCAUGACAGCCUUGACCUGAACUGUGACAGCCGGGACUUCGUGGCUGCCAUCAUCAGUAUCCCCACUCCUCCUGCCAACACACCAGAUGAGAGUCAGCCACCCUCUCCCGGCGGUGGUGGCAGUAGUGCUAGAAGUACCGCCACCCUCAGGAACUCCAGCUUGGGUACCCCGUGCCUCCUUCCUGAGACUGUGAAGAUCUCUUCCCUGUGAGGGAUGGGUCUGCCCAUUCAGAGGACCUUCUCUACUCUUGGGAACUCCUUUCCAAAGCCAUAUUUGGGAGAGGCAAAGAGGGGCAGACUGGGGACCCCUUAUGCUCUCUGCCAAGACCUAUGCAAUGGAGUUUCAUGGAAUGACCCAUCUGGUGGGGAAGUAGCUAGGGAAUGGGAAACUUGCCUCAGUCCAGGGCAGAUUUCCUAAUGGGAGCUGAAGCACUGGAACUCCAUAGGCCCCUGGCCUCCUCGCUCCAGCAUGCUAGGACUGGCCUCUCUCUGCUAGCUGGCCUCUUGCAUGCUUCUCCCUUGGGCCCUCAGAGGCGGGUUAGAGCUUUAUGUAGUCUGACAUUUGAGGUCUGGCAUGACAAGAAGAGUUGAGAGUUCCUCUUCUCUUUGGUUGUGCUGUGCAAGUUUGAGGGUUCAGAAAAGAGAACCCUCACCUCUAAUUUAGCCUCUAGGGGGUGAAGUCUUUGCCCUUCACCAAGCCCAGCAAUUCCCAGAUUUGGAAGCUUGGAAUGCAACCGUGGGCUGGCUUAACGGGCUGUGGCCUCUGUAGUGACCCGCUAGCCCCAAGCUUUGGCUGAGGGGUCAGGCUGCUUCUCCUAACACAGAGAUAGCACAAACACUACUGCCCCCUUCCCUGGCUGCUGGGAAUGAGUUCCUGCCACCUGUCCUCUACUGGGCCUCCAGCAAACUCUAGCGAUAGCAGCUGCCGCCAUAACAAUAUGCAAAGCCUCAGCCCAACUUGCUGCAGCAUAUACAUCUGCCCUGAUCAGAGGGGCCACAUCUAAUUACUCUCUUCUCUGGUGUUUUUCUUCUUGGGUUGGUCUGGAGUCUGGACUGCUGAGAUAAGAAACUGGCACCCAGCUAGAGCUGGGCUGGGUUUUGACAUCAUGGGCUGAUUCUGUAGUCUUGGGCAGGAGUCCAGAAGUGUUUAGGCAGAGGUCUGCUGGGUUGUUCCUGAAUCCUGGGAGGGACAGAAGAGACUUCUCGAUUGCCCCCUUCUCCUCUGUAAUUUCCACAUAGUCUUCUCCUCUCUCUUGGGUCACCUUCUGGAUCUAUGCUCUCAGACUGAAAUUUCACAUCAUCUCAGGUUCCCUGUCUCCCAGCUCUGUCCCUCUGAAGCUGGCAGCUGACAAAGAUGAAGUUUUCAUCAGUCAAUAAAACUUAAGAGGAGAGAUGUGGACCCAGCA